Messenger RNA from Aquila chrysaetos chrysaetos, 1678 nucleotides. RefSeq names its product ADP-ribosylation factor-like protein 3. Gene Ontology annotation, molecular function: GTPase activity; GTP binding. Bases 16 to 774 code for a protein of 252 amino acids. Gene Ontology annotation, biological process: cilium assembly. NCBI's taxonomy places the organism in Eukaryota, Metazoa, Chordata, Aves, Accipitriformes, Accipitridae. The transcript is spliced from 6 exons. Gene Ontology annotation, cellular component: microtubule cytoskeleton; cytoplasm. The record is from RefSeq and is a predicted model, not a curated record.
UAAUGCUGUGGGUAAAUGGAGAAACAAGAGCUAAUUCUGGAGCCCGUAAUCCUCUUCCUCUCCCAGGGAUGGGGUGCCUGCCAGACACGCAGCUGCUGGCGGGACCCCGGGACAAGCCCCGGGCAGCUCCCCAGGUGUGCUGCAGGCCAGAGCGACUCCCAGACCAUGGGUGAUGUGCAGAAGCGACCCGGCACCCUGCAGGGCUCCCCCAGCACCCUGUACCCCCAGGGGCUGCUCUCCGUCAUCCAGAGGCUGAAGGGUUCCCCGGAGCAGGAGCUCCGCAUUGUCCUGCUGGGGCUGGACAAUGCAGGGAAGACCACGCUGCUGAAACGCCUGGCAUCCGAGGAGGUCAGCACCAUCACCCCCACCCAGGGCUUCAACAUAAAGAGCGUCCACUCACAUGGCUUCAAGCUAAACGUCUGGGAUAUCGGGGGGCAGCGCUCCAUCCGCCCGUACUGGAAGAAGUAUCUGGGCAGCACAGACCUGCUGAUUUAUGUUAUUGACAGCGCAGACCAGAAGCGUUUCGAGGAGACAGGGCAGGAGCUGGCAGAGCUCACCGAGGAUGAGUCCCUCACGGGGGUCCCACUGCUGGUGUUUGCCAACAAGCAGGACCUAGUGACUGCAGCACCUGCAGCUGAAAUUGCAGAAGGGCUGAGCCUCCACACCUACCGGGACCGGGAAUGGCAGAUCCAGGCCUGCUCAGCCUUGUCUGGGGAAGGAGUGCAGGAUGGGAUGAACUGGAUUUCCAGCCAGAUCAUGAACAGGAAGAAGUGAGAGUUGCAAAGUACCAGACAAGACUGAGCUGCAGGUCCCUAAGCCAUGGCCAACCCCCCUGGUCCCUAGACUGCCCCCAAAGGCUCGGCUGAGCCCUGAGCCUCAGACUGCCAUGCUCAGAUGGGCUUCCCACCCAGUCUUUCACUAUCAGUUGGCUUCCCUUCUCCCUGCCUCCUGGGCUUCCACGGGCUACUCAUACCGUCCAACCCUCCUGCAGCCCCCGCGCUGUUGGAGGGAAGCACAUGUCCCACUGUGUCAAGGGCUUGCACGCCUCCAGAACGAGAACCUGCUCAGGACUUGUCCAUCCGCACUGCUGGCACACCCCGCAGAGGCUGCUGCAACGCACACACACUGCCCAGGGCACACUGGGCACCCCACGGUGCCACUGGCUACACCCUCAGACAUGGCACCAACCAAAUGGUGUGUAUUCCUCUCCGCUCCCGUAGGAUGUGACUGGUGCUGCCCCAGCCACAGCAGCUGGCUUCGGAAAGCCUCAGUUCAGUAUCUUUCGCUGGCCAGAGGAGCUCCCACGUGUGCACGGGACCUGGGACAAGCACAAAGACACAGAGAGGACCUGGCUGGGCAGUCACCAAUGGAGGUGUUUCAUUGCCUGCUGACAGCCUUGGUUGCAGCCACGCUGCGUGUGCCACCAGGAGGGGCUGCUCUGCAAGAGCCCCUGGGAAGCGCAUCGUCCUAAACGCACCCGAGCUGGGGCUUCUGUCGCCCCGCCGAAGAUGCCCAUCCCGAGGACUGGAAGAUGCAGCUCCGUGGCUGAGCGCCCGCGCCUCUGGGGACGGGUGGGAGACAAGCCGCAGCGGGGCUGGGAGCCUUGCACUGUGCCAGGCCCUGGGCUGCAGCCCUGCCUGCCCGCAGGUGGCCCUCAAUAAAGCUGCCUGUGACCUCC